Alligator mississippiensis (American alligator) is the source of this 1142-nucleotide messenger RNA. RefSeq names its product galactoside alpha-(1,2)-fucosyltransferase 2. Gene Ontology annotation, cellular component: membrane. The transcript has a single exon. Bases 8 to 1135 code for a protein of 375 amino acids. Gene Ontology annotation, biological process: carbohydrate metabolic process. Gene Ontology annotation, molecular function: galactoside 2-alpha-L-fucosyltransferase activity. NCBI's taxonomy places the organism in Eukaryota, Metazoa, Chordata, Crocodylia, Alligatoridae. The record is from RefSeq and is a predicted model, not a curated record.
GAGUCUUAUGCAACUCUUCUCCCUCUCUUCCCAGGCUGGAACCACCUCUACUCUUACUGCUGUGGCUGUCAUGGUCUCCUGGAUCCCAUCCACCCUGGUCUUCCUCCUGAUUCUUUCACUCCUGGCCUUCCUGUCAGUGCUUCUCUUCCUGUUCCUUGAUGGCUGGCAAAGUGACCCUAGGCACAGGGUACCAUACCCCAAACCCAUGAGGCACUGCCAAGACACUUCCUCAGUUCAGGGCAUAUGGACAGUCAACGCCAUUGGGCGCCUGGGGAACCAGAUGGGGGAAUAUGCCGCCCUCUAUGCCCUGGCCAAGAUGAAUGGGCAUCAGGCUUGUAUCCUCCCGGAGAUGCACCAACACCUGGCACCCCUCUUUCAUAUCACCCUGCCUGUGCUCCACAAGGACAUGGUCAAGAGGAUCCCUUGGAGGAACUAUCAGCUCCAUGACUGGAUGUCAGAGGAGUACAGACACAUCCAGGGCAAGUAUGUGCAGCUUAUGGGAUACCCCUGCUCCUGGACCUUCUACCACCAUCUCCGGGAUGAGAUCCUUUGGCAGUUCUCCUUCCACAACCAUGUCCGGGACGAGGCCAACCAGUACCUGGCCAGGUUGCGUGGUCAGCGCCGCAAUGUGACCUAUGUGGGUGUCCACGUCCGCCGGGGGGACUAUGUCCAGCUGAUGCCCACAACCUGGAAGGGGGUGGUAGCUGACAGGGCCUACCUGGAAAAGGCCAUGGGUUACUUCCGGGCUAAGUACAAGGAGCCAGUCUUUGUUGUGACCAGCAAUGGGAUGGACUGGUGCCGAAAGAACAUUGAUGCUUCAAGGGGGGAUGUGUACUUCGCUGGGGAUGGGAGGGAGUUGUCUCCAGGCAAGGAUUUUGCGCUGCUGGCCCAUUGCAACCACACAAUCAUGACCAUUGGGACAUUCGGCAUCUGGGCUGCCUAUCUGGCCAGAGGGGAGACCAUCUACCUGGCCAACUACACCCUGCCUGACUCCCCAUUCCUCCAGAUCUUCAAGCCCUCGGCUGCUUUUUUGCCUGAGUGGAUUGGGAUCAGUGCUGACCUCUCCCCACUCUUGUCCCUAGAAACAGAACCCUCGAGCCUGGACAGCAGGCCACAGACCCCAAACAAUCAAUAAAUUGGCU